Messenger RNA from Eremomyces bilateralis CBS 781.70, 2754 nucleotides. RefSeq names its product STE-domain-containing protein. Gene Ontology annotation, cellular component: nucleus; Ste12p-Dig1p-Dig2p complex; Tec1p-Ste12p-Dig1p complex. Gene Ontology annotation, molecular function: DNA-binding transcription factor activity. The transcript is spliced from 4 exons. Gene Ontology annotation, biological process: sexual reproduction; regulation of DNA-templated transcription. Lineage: Eukaryota; Fungi; Ascomycota; Dothideomycetes; Eremomycetales; Eremomycetaceae. The record is from RefSeq and is a predicted model, not a curated record. Bases 403 to 2607 code for a protein of 734 amino acids.
GGGCCGGAUCCCCGAGACUCGCUUCGUUUGCGUUUCGUGAUCGCAUUCCGUUCUUACUUCCCCAUUUCCUCUCCUCACCUACCCGCCUCCACCGAAACCGCUUCGCCUUCAGAUUCUUUCCAAACGUUUACGUUUGAACCUUCGUUGUCUGCUGGCCGUCUGGACGCAAGAUCUGACUCUUAACAUCUCUCGUUCCGAAACCAUCGGCAGGUAAUUCCUCGUGGACCGUUCUCUGCGAAAACGGUCCAUUUCCUUCACAAGGUCACAUCCGUUGGGUUGAGCCUAUUUUGUCAUCUGCGUCUGGAACUGUAACACAGCUUCGCCUGCGAUAUCCUCUCGUUCUGCUGUCUCCAUUUAACUCGCCGUGCGUCGUCUCGAGUCCCAGGCCGGUAGAUACGGAUCAUGUAUUCAAAUUCACACGCUGGCGCAAUGCCUCCUCCACAGACCAGGACUGUCGCACCGGAAACAUUUCUGCUGGAUCAGGAUGCGCAGCAGAGUCUACCCCCCGAUGCCGUUGUAGCGUUGCAGCAGGUCGAUAAUUUGAAAUACUUCCUUCUAUCUGCUCCCGUCGACUGGAGUCCAGAUCAAUACAUUCGACGGUUCCUACUGCCAACCGGUGAAUAUGUAUCUUGUGUGUUAUGGAACAAUCUCUUCCACAUCUCGGGUACGGAUAUCGUGCGAUGUCUCUCGUUCCGAUUCCAGGCGUUCGGCCGACCUGUCAAGAACUCGAAGAAGUUCGAGGAGGGGAUCUUUUCCGAUCUUCGGAACCUUAAGUCUGGCACGGAUGCGUCCCUCGAAGAACCCAAGAGCGCGUUUCUGGAUUUCUUGUACAAGAACAAUUGCAUCCGUACGCAGAAAAAGCAGAAGGUUUUCUACUGGUACAGCGUCCCACACGACCGACUCUUCCUCGAUGCCUUGGAACGGGACCUGAAGAGGGAGAAGAUGGCCCAAGAGCCAACGACGGUUGCCGUCAGCGAGCCUGCGCUCUCUUUUGAGUUUGACUCGUCUCAAUCGCUCUUUGAGCAGCUCACGAAGGCGCAGCAGACCAAUUCUUCGUCCUUCAAUAACAACAAUAACAACAAUAAUAGCAGCAGCGUCCAGAAUUUCUCGCAAUCCACGUCGCCGGUGAUGCGAGCCAUGGACUCGAUGCCCCCUCCUCCGAUGGUUCACCAAGGGAUGCCGCAUAGCGUUACUGAAGAUCCAACCAUGACAAGCAUGGCAGCCUACCCAGCAAUGAGCCUCCCCUCGGCGAUGGCUGGUGCGGUCGCCAAGUCCCGAGAGCGUGAGUUCGCUCCUGUGCAGUACGAUCGCAACGGGAUUCCACUCUCGCAAGUUCAUCAACGUCAUAGCUCCAUGCCUGCAUAUAUGGAGUACUCGCCCGCCCCUUCCUUCGUCUCAUCCCAUUAUGAAGACUACUCCACCCGCGGCAUCUCGUUUGAGCCGUUGACACCACCGCAGCACUCUGUCAAUCUCGGCGCGGAGCCAGCUUAUAUCGCCAACGAAGAUACCGGCCUUUACACCGCGAUUCCCGAUCUCGGUCCUUCGGCCGCUCCCUUCAACCCGCUCAUGCAGAUUCCUCCUUCCAACCUCGUUGGAAAUCACUUCUCGAACGUUGGCUCGCGACCCUAUGCUCCCUCAACGGUCUACUCCGUCAUCGAAGGCUCUCCCACCUACAAACAGCGCCGUCGACGCUCCUCCCUGAGCGCAUCCGGGAUCGCUGCCGCAGUGUCGGCCGCUACAUCUGGUGCCGGCUCGACCCCUGGCCCAACCUCUCACCAAUCCCACCGCCCUUCCGACCUCCGCCGCAGCAUGUCUAGCUCCGCCAUCCCACUGGUGGAGGUUGACGAGUCAGCGCAUCCCUCGCCCUCACAACCACAACCAAAGCAACAAGCGACACCGGGGGCGCAACAACAACAGCAUCAACCAAGCCAAAGCCAAACGCAACAGCAAAUCCAAGAUCACAUGUCCCGCCACAGCACCCCGCUCUCCCGCAUCGAAGACAAUCCCCACACCCACCCCGCCAACCUCUCCGUCCUCUCCACCGACGACCUCUCCAACGGCCUCGGCAGCUCCACCGACGCCUACGGCGAAGCCUCCGCGCAGCUCACGCACUCCGCCGUCGCUCGCGCCGCCGGCAUGAGCGCGGCCAUGGGCGGCGGACCCGGCGUGUACCGACGCGCUCGCAGCGCCACGAUGAUGGAGCUGGGCCCGUAUCCGCAGAAGAGUCACAGCUGCCCGAUCCCGACGUGCGGUCGGCUGUUCAAGCGAUUGGAGCACCUGAAGCGGCACGUGCGGACGCACACGCAGGAGCGGCCGUACGUGUGUGGGCUGUGCGGGAAAGCGUUCUCGCGGAGCGAUAACUUGGCGCAACACCGUCGCACGCACGACUCGAAUGCGAACGGCGAGAUGCCAUUCAGCGACGAGGACCUUGACGAGACGGACGAUCCCCUUGGACUGGGCGAGUCUCCUGAUUCUGGGAACGAUUUCGUCAGCCCAGGGGUGACGGCGGGCGCCCUGGGCGUGUCGUUGUCCGAGAUCGCACCUGGUUUGACCGAUCUGCAUGCGAUGGGAGGGAUGAACAAUUUGGUGGCUGCUCAGAAUUACUGACUAGCCGCGGGUGCGGACUAAGGGCGAACGGAAGCGUUCCAGGUGUUUGAGGGUUUCAAAAACGGUGGUUAUGGGUGAGGUUCUUAUGAGAUUCAUGUUUCUCUUUUCGCAUCUUUUUUGGGGGGGGUUCUUUGGCUUUUUCUUUGG